Messenger RNA from Schizophyllum commune H4-8, 2148 nucleotides. RefSeq lists its product as uncharacterized. The transcript is spliced from 2 exons. Lineage: Eukaryota; Fungi; Basidiomycota; Agaricomycetes; Agaricales; Schizophyllaceae. The record is from RefSeq and is a predicted model, not a curated record. Bases 1 to 2148 code for a protein of 715 amino acids.
AUGGGUUGGCUCGUCUACUACAAGCGUUUCCGGGCGCGGACCCGCAGCACAAGUACUCGGCCUGCGGAUGCGAAUACGUCGACGUGGAGCCUCAGUGCUCUCCUUAGCACCCGCCCCCCAACGCACAACAGCUCGACGCCAGCUGUGCGGGAGCUGACUGCAGAGCAGCUCAUGGGUACCCAGCCGACGACUACGAAUUCAGGCCCACCACCAGCCGCAGCCAACAGGAGAAAUCGCAGGCCUCGUCGUACACCGUCCCAAAUGUCGACGACUUCAUUGCCAGCGUACAACAAGGAGCCAGGCGAGGAGGAGGUCGUGGUCUAUCGUGGUACGGAGGACAUGGAAGACAAUUCUAUCCCUCCCACGACUGUGGUCAUUCCGCCCGUUAGUGAAGAUGGAACGGAAGACUCGCGCGCAGGCCCCUCUGGGUCCUCGCACGACCACCACUAUCCUCCCCACCCCGACUCGCCACACGACAUGCCCCUCCUGCACGGUGACGAAUCUAAUGACGCACGACGUACUUCUCACGACAAUAACACGCAUACUGUCAAUGCCUCCGAUGGAGAUCGCACUCAGGACACGGACCCCGACGCUGAACAUGGCGACACGCAGACGAGCGCGCUCGCUAACUCGUCGCCGGCUCAGGAUCCCCGUGGCGCGGCACCAGCGUACGAAGUGGCUGAUCCCAGCACGGCAGCGAAUGGCGCAACCAUCUCCCCGUCAGACCCGGCCGCACCGCCCGCUGACACCCAGCAGACGACACGGAACCGGCGCUCGAUCCGGGGUUUCCGCAACCUAUUCCAGACGCGCCUCGGCGGGGGCACGCAGAAUCCGAAUGCGCCGCCAGUCCCGGAGGAGGCUUCAGGCCACAACCGCGGGCUCUCCGUCGCGUCCGCUGCCACCAGCCGCUCGUCGGCGAGCCACGCUCGCGGCCACCGCCCGAGCGGGUCGCUAUUCUCCCUCAACGCCUUCCACCGCACGAAUUCGCGGCUGUCGACGUCCGAGUCGUACAACCCCGAGCACGGGAAUGCGUCGGUGAUCUCGCUCAACUCUAUCGGGCUCCCGCUCUCGCAUACGGUCACGCGCACGUCGUUCGUGUACCCGCGGUCGGGUAUGCCAACGCCCGAGCAGGUGAAGCUCAUCUCGUCGCGCGAGAGCCUCGGCAGGUUUGGCGUGCCGUUCGGCGACGAGGCUGUGCGCUUUGCGAGCACGAGUCGCGUCGAUCUGCUCGCGGAAGCCCCGCCAGACUUUGAUGAGUCUGAACGUGCACACAGCAGGCAGCGUAGCCAUAGUAGCGCAGGAAUCGAGGAAGACAUCGAGGAAGCGGACGAGUCGCAACAUAUCGAUGGUGCACACUCUCGUCGUCCCUCUGCCGCCUAUGACGGACUCCCGGCGGAGUCAUCGUCCGCGCCGCCUGCUUUGUCUCCCCUUGCCACUAUGGUGACCCAGGAACCUGCGACUGAGUCCCCAGUCGACAUUGCGGUUGUGGCUCCAGCGCACAAGGGUACAUCUGAGUCGGUACCCCUCUCCGCCGUCAAGGAGUCGAACGAAGUUCCAUCGCCUACGAGGGAAGAAACGAGCGAAGAGAUUCCGCCUCCAACACCUACGAAGGAUGAGCCUAUCCAGGCUGACACGGCCUCUGCUGCACCUCCUUCCGCCUCCACCAAUACCACCGAACCCCGCCCCGCCUCCCCCCUCGCCAACACCGACUUCGGCCCCCCACCACCCCUGGGCCCGCCAAACUCCACCCGCGGCCGCAAAGGCCCACCCUCGGCCUUCCGCCCCGCCCUCCACGCCGACCCGCCCCGCGCCGAGUCGCGCGCGAGCACCAUGACCGUGCAGACCUUCCAGACCGCGAACGACGGGGAGGACACGGACGUGUACUUCUCCGACUUUGGCGACGAGGAGUUUGGGGCGAGCAGGGGCGGGACGCCGACUGGCACCGGCAUCGGUGGACGGGGCACGCCGACGGGGACCGGUACUGGCGGGCGCGCUACGUCGAACGGGCGGGGCACGCCUACGAAUGGGCGCCACACGCCGACGGGCAAGCGCAUGAGCGUCGCCAGCCAUCGCUCGGGGCUGGGGCAUGCGCUCGAGGGGACGGAUGCGACGAUUGUGCCCGGGCGCAUAUCGGCGGUCGGCGCGUAG